AUGCCGUCCGUCAAGAACCCCAACGGUCCCUCCAAGAACCGCCUGGCCAACAGGGCCCUCGGCGCCAAGAUUGCCCGCCGCAAGAAGUCCGAGGCAAACCGCCACCAGAUUGCCAGGACGGACACCAUGCGCGGCGCGAGGCCCGGCCUGAUGCCCACCAGCGGUCCCAACGCGCCCAUGAGCAAGAAGAAGGCCAAAAAGAUGGAGAAGAAGAUUGCCAAUGCGCUGAGGAGGCAGAUGGAGGCUAAUGGAGAGGUUAUCAUGCAGGACGCCGAGGGCACUGCCGAGAAGCCUGAGGAGGGAGACAUGGAGACGGAGAUCAUUGCAUAG
This is a messenger RNA of Colletotrichum godetiae, 330 nucleotides long. RefSeq lists its product as uncharacterized. Lineage: Eukaryota; Fungi; Ascomycota; Sordariomycetes; Glomerellales; Glomerellaceae. The coding region runs from base 1 to 330 and encodes 109 amino acids. The transcript is spliced from 2 exons. The record is from RefSeq and is a predicted model, not a curated record.